This is a messenger RNA of Impatiens glandulifera, 1726 nucleotides long. Its product is annotated as purple acid phosphatase 2-like. The record is from RefSeq and is a predicted model, not a curated record. The coding region runs from base 132 to 1553 and encodes 473 amino acids. NCBI's taxonomy places the organism in Eukaryota, Viridiplantae, Streptophyta, Magnoliopsida, Ericales, Balsaminaceae. The transcript is spliced from 8 exons. Gene Ontology annotation, molecular function: metal ion binding; acid phosphatase activity.
AAUGGCAAGUGAUACUUAAUAUUGUUUUCACUCUUCAUAAUAUUGGAUAUUCGUUUUUGAGUGAUUAAUAAUCUUUUCUUUUUCUUCAUCAAUUAUCUACUCAUUGUGGUUUCUAGAGGGAAAGAGAGAAGAUGGGUCGUGUUUUUCCUCAAUUAUAUGUUGUUUGUUUUUGUACUCUGUUUCUAAUGAAUGUUGCAGUCUUGUUUUGCAAUGGAGGAGAAACAAGCAGUUUCGUUAGGAAGACACACAAAUCGGUCGAUAUGCCGUUUGAUAGUGAUGUCUUUCGCAUCCCUCUUGGUUAUAACGCCCCACAACAGGUACAUAUAACACAAGGAGAUCACAAUGGGAAAGCAAUGAUUGUGUCAUGGGUGACUGAAUCUGAACCCGGUUCAAGUAUUGUUCUAUAUUGGAAACACCAUAAUCAUGCCAAACAUGGAAUUUUAAAGGCCAAAGGCAAAUAUAUUACUUAUAGUUACUUCAACUAUACUUCUCGAUUCAUCCAUCACUGCACCCUUACGGAUUUACAGUAUGAUACAAAAUACUACUAUAUGCUUGGAAAAGGAUUUACAAAAAGAACAUUUUGGUUCACAACUCCUCCUAAAGUUGGCCCAGAUGUUCCAUACACAUUUGGUCUUAUUGGGGAUCUUGGUCAGACAUUCGAUUCGAACAUAACGCUAACACAUUACGAACAUAACCCGAUAAAGGGACAAACUUUACUAUAUGUUGGAGACUUAAGUUAUGCAGAUCAUUAUCCAAAUCAUGAUAAUAAUAGAUGGGAUUCAUGGGCAAGGUUUGUUGAGAGAAGUGUUGCAUAUCAGCCAUGGAUAUGGACUGCAGGAAAUCAUGAAAUUGAUUUUGAACCCAGCAUUGGUGAAACUAAACCAUUUAAGCCUUUCACUCAUCGAUAUCACACUCCUUAUAAAGCUUCAGGCAGUACUGAACCAUUAUGGUAUUCUAUCAAGAGAGCUUCAGCUCAUAUCAUUGUGUUGUCUUCUUAUUCAGCAUAUGGGACAUAUACUCCACAAUAUAACUGGCUAGAAGAAGAGCUUCCAAAAGUGAACAGAAGUGAAACUCCAUGGUUGAUUGUUUUGGUUCAUUCUCCAUUGUACAACAGCUACAACUAUCAUUACAUGGAGGGUGAAAGCAUGAGAGUAAUGUUCGAGCCUUGGUUCGUUAAAUAUAAAGUCGAUAUUGUUUUCUCGGGACAUGUUCACGCUUAUGAGCGAUCGGAGCGUGUUUCGAACGUGGCUUAUAAGAUAAUCAACGGUCACUGCAAGCCUGUGAAAGACUUGUCUGCUCCGGUAUACAUCACUAUUGGUGAUGGUGGAAACAUAGAAGGAUUGGCUACUAGCAUGACUGAGCCGCAACCGCAUUAUUCAGCUUUUCGUGAGGCUAGCUUUGGCCAUGCAAUGUUUGAUAUCAAGAACAAGACGCAUGCUUAUUAUAGUUGGCAUAGAAAUCAAGACGGCUAUUCAGUCGAAGCUGACAAAGUGUGGUUUACCAAUCGGGUCUGGCAUCCAAUCGACGACUCUACGAGCAAUAUUGAUCAUUGAUUAAUUUAUCGAUCAAAUGAAUUAUGGAAGAGGAAUUAAUAAAUGAGUAAAAAUAAAUGUCUUUUUCAUUUCGUUGCUAAUUAAUAUGAUGUGAGUUAUUUUAUUAUGUUCUUUAGAAUGGAUUGAAUGAUUACAUUGAUUUCAAAUAAGAAAUGUUCAUUUUUUUUGCCACA